GCUAAUCUAAACAAUAUGGUUAUAGAUACUAUAAUUAUAUUGGUGAUGAGCUCUUUCUUUUACUUAAUUUCAGCACAAUCUCAAACAUACAUCAUACACAUGGAUAAAUCAGCCAUGCCCAGAGCCUUCUCAGCACACCAAAGCUGGUUUGAAUCUACUUUUUCUUCUGUAUCAGAAAAUUCUCAAGAACCAAUUACAUCAAAACUCAUCCAUACUUACAAAAACUCGAUCCAUGGCUUUAGCGCCACUCUAACACUAUCUGAGCUUCAAGCCCUCAAGAACUCCCCUGGCUAUAUCCAUUCUACCCCGGAUCGCAUGCUCAAACCCCACACAACUCAUACUUCCAAAUUUCUUGGAUUAAGCCAAAAUUCUGGUGUAUGGCCUGCUUCAUCUUAUGGUGAAGGUGUGAUUAUCGGUGUGGUUGACACGGGAGUUUGGCCGGAGAGCGAGAGCUUUAGUGACAAAGGAAUGACUAAAGUCCCUUCUAGAUGGAAAGGAAAAUGUGUGCCUGGUGAGAAAUUUAAUUCCUCCUUGUGCAACAAGAAACUUAUCGGUGCUCGCUUUUACAACAAGGGUCUCCACGCCAACAUUCCCAAGUUCAAAAUAUCUAUGAAUUCUCCCCGUGAUGACGAUGGACAUGGAACGCACACAGCUUCCACGGCUGCAGGCAACUACGUGGAGGGCGCGUCCUAUUUUGGCUAUGCGGAAGGCACCGCCAAUGGAAUGGCGCCAAGGGCUCACCUAGCUAUCUACAAGACGAUUUGGAAGAACUCCGUCUUCACAUCUGAUUUUCUCGCUGCAGUAGACCAGGCGAUCGAAGAUGGUGUGGACAUAUUGUCGCUAUCCUUGGGGCUAGGCACUGAUGACUAUUUCUUGGAGGAUGAUACAAUGGCUGUGGCCACUUUUGCAGCCAUGGAGAGAGGUGUGUUUGUUUCGGCUUCAGCUGGAAAUGGUGGCCCAAUGCCCGGGACAGUUAUCAACGGAGCGCCGUGGAUAACAACGGUGGCUGCAGGCACUGUGGAUCGCCUUUUCAAAGGAGAACUAAUUUUAGGAAAUGGUGUUGAAAUCAGCUUUGAUUCCUUGUAUCCAGGGAAUUCUUCUGAAGUCCAAGUUCCCCUUGUUUUCUUAGAUGGUUGUGAAGAUGUGAAGCAAAUGAAGAAAGUGAGAGACAAAAUUGUUGUCUGCAAAGACAAUUUGAGUAUAAGUGAUCAAGUAGAGAGGGCAAAGUCUGCAAAGGUUUUUGGAGCUAUCUUCAUUACUGACAUUUCAUUGUCUAGUUUUUACACUAGUAGUUCGUUUGCUGCAGCAUUUAUUGGCCUAAAAGAUGGCCAAACGGUUAUAAGCUACGCUGAGAAAGGGAAAAAUCCCACAGGAAAAUUGGAAUUUCAAAAGACCGUCCUUGGUACGAAACCCGCGCCGCAAGUCGAUAGCUACAGCUCUAGAGGACCAUUUCUGAGCUGCCCAAAUGUGUUGAAGCCAGAUAUUAUGGCUCCUGGCUCAUCAAUCUUGGCAUCAUGGUCGCCGAUUAGUCCAGUUGCGGAAGUUCUAAAAGGCUCUUUGUUUAGCAAUUUCAACAUAGAUUCCGGCACUUCCAUGGCUGCACCACAUGUUGCAGGCCUGGCGGCUCUCAUCAAGGCAGUUCACCCUGAUUGGAGCCCUGCAGCCAUUAGGUCGGCGAUUAUGACCACCGCAAAUCCAUUAGACAACACACAAAACCCCAUCAAAGAUGUUGCGAGGUUCGACAUUCCAGGCCUAGAAACCGGAGCCGGCCACAUUGUUCCGAACAAGGCGGUUGAACCUGGCCUAAUCUAUGAUGCAACAGCAGAGGACUACAUAAAAGUUCUGUGUGGAAUGAACUACACUGCUAAGCAAAUACAGAUCAUAACAAAGUCCGAUCACAAGUGCGUCGAUCGGUCUUUGGAUCUCAAUUACCCUUCUUUCGUUGCCUACUUUAACGGCCUCGGGGGUUCGAGUCCGAGUGGCAAGGUUGUAAGGGAGUUUAAGAGGACAGUGACCAAUGUGGGAGAGGAAAACUCAACUUAUAAGGCGAAAUUGAAAGCCAUGAAUGAGUUGAAUGUGAAGGUAGAGCCAGAGAAGUUGGUGUUCAAGAAAAAGUAUGAGAAGCAAAGUUACAAGCUCACUUUGGAAGGUCCAAAAUUGUUGAAAGCAGAGACGAGCUUAGGCUCUCUAAGUUGGGUGGAGGAUACUGGCAAAUAUGUAGUUAGGAGUCCCAUAUUGGCCACAAACAUUGAUCCUUCUUCCUUGCAAGAAUAAUUAUGUUCUCUUAAAAUUAUUGGACCUACUUGCUUUUAAAAGCAAGUAAAUAUAAUGAUGACGAACAAAUUAAUGGGUAUAAUGAUGACGAACAAAGUUUUCCCUCCAUUUGUACCAAGGACGGUCUUUUGAAAUUCCAAUUUUCCUGUGGGAUUUUCCCUUUCUCAAUGUACUUUAUAACUGAUUGGCCAUCUUUGAGGCAAAUAAAUACAGCAACUAGACAAUGAAUAGCUGCUAAUGAAGAUAGCUCUAAAAACCUUUAGUCUUUGCUUUCUCUAAUUGAUCACUUACACUAAAUUGCCU
This is a messenger RNA of Morus notabilis, 2577 nucleotides long. RefSeq names its product subtilisin-like protease SBT1.9. The record is from RefSeq and is a predicted model, not a curated record. The transcript has a single exon. The coding region runs from base 16 to 2274 and encodes 752 amino acids. Gene Ontology annotation, molecular function: serine-type endopeptidase activity. Lineage: Eukaryota; Viridiplantae; Streptophyta; Magnoliopsida; Rosales; Moraceae. Gene Ontology annotation, biological process: proteolysis.